ACAAUCAUCCAGUCAUCUGCUCUGUCUCAUGCUCAAGUCCUUGCUUAUCUGCCUGACACUCCAGACCUGUCCAACAGACCACUUUUUACAGCCCAGCAUGUCCAGAGGCAUUGAAGGACACUGAGUUCCUUCUGCCCCCUUUAGGAAUAACAGCAAGGAUCUUCUCUUCAUGGCUCUGCAAUGGCUGGAAAAAUUCUGAACUUCAAUGUUGGAGUGCUGGGCCACGUUGACAGUGGCAAGACCUCCCUUGCCAAGGCCCUGAGCACAGUCGCCAGCACUGCUUGCUUUGACAAAAAUCCACAGUCCAAAGAGAGGGGCAUCACCAUUGACUUGGGCUUCAGCUCCUUUGUGGUGGAAGCUCCGAAACAUGUGCUGGAAGGUGGGUAUGAUAAGUUGCAGUUCACCCUGGUGGACUGUCCAGGGCACGCCUCUCUCAUCAGAACCAUUAUUGGGGGAGCCCAGAUCAUUGAUGCCAUGAUGCUGGUGGUGGACAUAACCAAGGGCAUCCAGACACAGACAGCAGAGUGUCUGGUUAUUGGUGAGGUGCUAUGUGAUAACCUUCUUGUAGUUCUUAAUAAGGUGGAUCUAAUACCCCAAGAAAAACAAAAGGCAACCAUUGAAAAGAUGACAAAAAUGAUCUUACUCACACUGCAAAAAACAAAAUUUGUCGGUUCAAAAGUCAUUGCUGUGGCUGCCAAGCCGGGGGGGCCAGACGCACCUGACCAGGACCCUGAUGGAGUGAAGGAACUAAUGGAGGUGAUGCAAGCGUUCUCAUACAUUCCAAAAAGAGACACUUCAGGUCCAUUUCUGUUUGCUGUUGAUCACUGUUUCAGUAUCCGAGGGCAGGGAACAGUCAUGACAGGCACGGUGCUUCAGGGGGCCGUGGCCAUCAAUGAUGUUGUGGAGAUUCCAAGCUUAAAGGUGACCAAGAAAGUAAAGUCCAUGCAGAUGUUCAGACAGCCAGUAGAGAAGGUUUCACAGGGUGACCGUGCUGGCAUUUGUGUGACACAGUUUGACCCCAAACUGCUGGAGAGGGGAGUGGUGGGCACUCCAGGUGUCAUUAAGACAGCCUUUGGGGUUCUUGCCAAAGUUUCAAGGAUCUCAUAUUACAAACUGCCAAUUGAGACUAAGGCAAAAUUUCACAUUAGUUUGGGUCAUGAAACAGUGAUGGCAAGGGCAACCUUUUUUGGCACAGAGGACCAGCAGGGCCCAGAGGAGGUGUUUGAUUAUGAGCGCACCUACAAGUACCAGUCCGAGCUCCUUGACCUGAAGGCUGGAGAUGGAGUCACUUCCAAUAUCUUGCAACAGUUUACUCUCCUUGAGUUUGAAAAAGCUAUUCAGAUUCCCCCAAACUCAUCACUGAUAGGGUCAAAGCUAGACAUGGACGUGCACACCAACAUGUGCCGCCUAGCUUUCAAAGGCAAACCUUUGGAAAUCUUCACAGAUAAAAAUUAUGGAGAGACACAGUUGGAAAGAAUCAAGGUUUAUAAGGAAAAAAGCAAAGAAGGGCUGGUAGAGCGAGUGGCUAAUGAGAAUGAACUCAUUGUCAAAAGCUUGCUGAAGAAAGACACCAACAGCCAGCUUUUUGUGGGACUGAAGGUAAAGCUUUCCACGGGGGAGGAGGGCGUGAUUGACGGAACCUUUGGCCAGGGAGGCAAGGUGAAGGUCAGGAUCACCAGCGGUCUCCAGGACACCACCAAGCUCACUCUUCAGAAAUUCUCAUCAGGAAAAAAGAAAGGGAAAGGUGGACAAGAAAAUCUGCCUCCUGACAACAAUUUGGAGCCUGUUAAAGUAAUCCUUCAUUUCAAGAAAUAUGUAUUCAGCACUAGUAAAAAAAUGAUACAAAAUUGAAAACACAAGGAAUCAGUAAACAGAUGAAAGAGAAAGAGAGAUAAAUAUAUAUAUAUAUAUAUAUAUAUAUAGAUAUAUAUAUAUAUAUAUAUAUAUAUAUAUAUAUAUAUAUAUAUAUAUAUAUAUAUAUAUAUAUAUAAAGUGACAGUGAUGAGAAUUGCCCUAGUGUGUUGUAGCUGUGCAGAAAAUGAUUUUAGGUUUGAGUGUUGUUAUUGUUUCAUAACUUUAUAACAAGUAACAUUGAUGAGUCCUUGAUGAUGCCUUGAUAUGCACGUGUUAAGUACAGAGAACAUUUCAUGGUUCUUGAAUGUGUUGGUUUAUGCUUAAUAUUGUUAAUGAAGGUUUUAUUUAUUUUAAAAAGCAAAGUAACAUGUAAAGUGUGUAUUUUAAGAUGUCUGAGUCUUAUGAGCCUCAGGCAGGGAUCACAUGGUUUAAGCCGUACCAGUAAAAGCCUUGCCACCCUCGGAAUCAAACUACAAGUAUGAAAUACUUGCAUCAUUUUAUUUCUGAGUGGUACUUGAAUAUUGGUCAUUUUUUGCACCCUAUUACUUCAGACCUUUGAGAAAAAUAUAUAAUAUAAGAUUUUAUUUAUUUUUUUUUUUUUUCUUUUUUUUUUUUUCUUAAAAAAUUAUGCGUUUCUUUGAAUUCAUAUGGAUUUUGCCAAGAUUUUCAUAUUCACACAUCAAUAUUUUGUUGCCAAGAGAAUUCACAAAAAAAAUUCAAAGCAGCAAGAAAAAGCAUCAGCCAACACUUGAGACAGAGCCUACAGUAUGAAAUCCACCAAAGUUGUUAAACAUGAGAUGUUUAAGAUUAAAAUAAAUUUUGUAUUUUGUAGAUACUACCUUAUCAUUUUCCUUAUGUUGGAAUAUCUGUAGGACUAAACCCAAAUAUCCUGUGAGAAAUGGUGUCCAACAAUGAGCAUGUCAGCAUGUAUUGCUAGAGCAGUGGCAGCACUGUGUAGUGAGGCAGUCUCUUUAUAGACAGCUGAGACAGGUGGCACUGCGUUGUAGGCUACAGGGUGCCUCUUUGUCUCCACUGAGCAUAGUUGCCAAACUUAGUGUCUUGCAGAUAAAUCUCUGAUUUUAGAAGUGUGCUUGACUGUCAAGCUUUUCAUCAGAGAAAUUCCUUACCAUUCUGCCUCUUCAGCUGUAACAACAGGUUAAAGAAAGUUUUAUAUUACUGCCCAAUGGCAAUAAUUUUUAGUGUGAUCACUCCCACAAGGCUCUCAUUGUUAUGAUACAAUCAAAAUUGAUGUUCGCUACCUCAUUUAAACUACAGGUAACUCUCGUUUUACGCGAGUUUGGUUUACGCGUUUUUUAAAUAACGCGGGGUCCAAAAUCCAAAUAAAUGUUUAAUUUAG
Eriocheir sinensis (Chinese mitten crab) is the source of this 3211-nucleotide messenger RNA. Its product is annotated as selenocysteine-specific elongation factor-like. Lineage: Eukaryota; Metazoa; Arthropoda; Malacostraca; Decapoda; Varunidae. The coding region runs from base 181 to 1851 and encodes 556 amino acids. The record is from RefSeq and is a predicted model, not a curated record. The transcript is spliced from 2 exons. Gene Ontology annotation, molecular function: GTP binding; translation elongation factor activity; GTPase activity. Gene Ontology annotation, biological process: selenocysteine incorporation.